AUGACAGAAUCGCUGAAAGAUAUUAUAUUGAAUGAGGAGGCUAGUGAUCUCUACGAGCUACUAGGACUCGAAAAAUCCGCCACGCAAAGUGACAUCAAGAAGGCAUAUUACCGACUCGCGUUGAAACACCAUCCUGACAGGCACGCGAAUGCGACACAAGAACAGCAGAAAGAGGAGUCUCGUAAGUUUCAGGCACUAAGUUUUGCAUACCAUGUUUUGAAUACACCAGCGAAACGAGAAAAAUAUGAUAGAACAGGCGAGACUUCUGAUGAUUUGUUCGAGAUUAAUGAGGGUGGUGUGAAAUAUGGAUGGGAUGCUUAUUUCAAAGAUUUAUGGGACGACAAUGUUAAUGCCGAGUCGAUUGAGGCGUUUCGCGAUAAAUAUCAGAAUUCAGCAGAAGAACGUAAAGAUCUCUUAGACUCUUAUGAAAAACAUGAGGGCGAUAUGGAUCGAAUUAUGGCCGAUAUUCCAUGUUCAACGGCAAACGACGAAGAACGUUUCUGCAAAAUAAUCAAAGAGGCAAUUGACGCGGACCAAAUAUGCUUAUACAAAAAAUUUACAGCUACUUCAUCGAAGGCUGCUACAGCGCGUCGUCGAAAAGCUGCAGAACGUGAAGCUAAGGAAGCAGAAGAGAUGGCACGAAAACUUGGAUUGAAUGACAAGUUAUACAAAAAUAAUAAUAGCAGCAUCAUCAAUAAUGAAAUCAACGAUCACAAUAGUAAUAGUAGUGAGGAUGCAUUAAAGCAAAUCAUAAAAAAACGUGCACAAAAACGAACGAGCGAAUUUCUUGAGAAUAUGGAGAAAAAGUAUGGUGCCGGAAGUAGUAAUAAUAGCAAUAAUAUCGGCAAUAACAGCGGCAAUAACAGAAGUAAAAAGCGAAAGACGGGCGCAAAGAAAUCCAAGGAAGAAAAGCAUGGAGAUGAUUGGGUGGUGGACGAUGAUUAUGGUGAGGAAGUUACAAAUGAUUAUAAAGAACCGACCGAAGAGGAAUUUCUCGCUAUACGAGAACGAAUAACUGCUGGAAAGAAGAAGGGUAAAAAGCAGGGAAAGUAA
This is a messenger RNA of Ambispora leptoticha, 1053 nucleotides long. Lineage: Eukaryota; Fungi; Glomeromycota; Glomeromycetes; Archaeosporales; Ambisporaceae. The record is from the annotation of a GenBank genome assembly.